This is a messenger RNA of Diversispora eburnea, 1332 nucleotides long. The record is from the annotation of a GenBank genome assembly. Lineage: Eukaryota; Fungi; Glomeromycota; Glomeromycetes; Diversisporales; Diversisporaceae.
AUGGAUGAUGUUAAUACUUCUAAUGCUAAAAGAAAACGUACAGUUGAUAUAGUCGUCGAUUCACCAAACAACUUAGAUUUAGAGUCAUAUAUUUCUAAUUAUAAAGGACACACCAAGGUUGAUCGGUUGCUCUUUAUAGCAAAACGUUGUCCUCAACUUCAAAUUGAUGCAUAUAAACUUGCUUUACAAGAAUUACGUGAUAAUUCUUUAGAUCACACUCGAUAUGUCGCAGCUGCUAAUAAACUUAAUGAAGUUUUAGCAGCUCAAGGGUAUCCUUCAUACUCAAUUGAUUCAAAUUGGGUGGAUUCAACUCAGAAACGUGCAAAGGCUUUAUUAGAAAGAUUAGAGGUGGAAUUAAAGAAUUAUAAAAAUAAUUUGAUAAAGGAAAGCAUAAGAAUGGGUCAUAACGAUCUUGGUGAUCAUUAUUAUAAUUGGGGAAAUUUGACGAAUGCAUUGAAAUGUUAUUCUAGAACUAGAGAUUACUGUACAACUGCAAAACAUGUUAUAGAAAUGUGUUUGAAUGUCAUUAAGGUUUCUAUUGAAUUAGGUAAUUUCUCGCACGUACACAGCUAUGUUAUAAAAGCAGAAUCUACACCAGAUAUUCAACCACUUGUUCAAGCUAAACUUAAAGUAGCCGCUGCAUUGGCUCAUCUUGAUAAUAACAAGUACAAACAAGCUGCUAAUUUAUUCUUGGAAACUAGUUUCGAAAUUGCUCAACCUCAAAGUCAAUACUCUGAGGUAAUAUCACCUAAUGAUAUAGCAAUAUAUGGUGCUCUUUGUGCACUCGCUUCAUUUGAUCGUAAACAACUUAAAAAGCAAGUCAUUGAUAACGCUGAAUUUAAACAAUUUCUUGAACUUGAACCAAAUAUUCGAGAACUUAUUUAUGGAUUUUAUAACUCAAAAUAUAAUGCUGUAUUAUCAGGUCUAGAAAAUUAUAAGAAUGACUUUCUGCUUGAUAUUCAUUUGCACAGUCAUGUGGAAACUCUCUAUGAUAAUAUUCGUAAAAAGGCUUUGGUACAAUAUUUUAGUCCCUUCCUUACAGUUGAUAUGAAUAAAAUGGCUGAAUCUUUUGGUACAACAGUUUCAAAAUUGGAAAGGGAACUUGCUAAGCUAAUCACAGAAAAUCUUAUUCAAGCUCGAAUUGAUAGUCAUAAAAAGAUUUUAUGUGCUAAACAACAAGAUCAUCGAAGUAGCAUUUUCCAGAGGUCAUCGAAAAUGGGGGAUGAAUUCGAAUUAAGCACUAACGCGAUGUUACUUCGAAUGAAUUUGUUAAAAGCGAAUCUUGUUGUACAAACGAGUCAAAAGGAAGGUGGAGCUAGACGUCAUAAUUAA